AUGGGAUUUUGUGCAUCCGAGUCUGCGGACGUGGGGGGCUCGGCAGUAGUGCAAGAUUCCGAAGUCUCUAUACCCUGGUCUGUUGUCGUUGUUGUCCUUUUAUUCACUGGUUUCCUUAGUGAAACUAAAAAGUGGGAAAGCGGGUAUCCUUCAUUGUCAAGGCGAUGUUGGGGAACCUCGUCUGUCCAGCUGUUGCUGUUGAAGUUUGUCCUCUGCAUCACAAGCGAAGUGGUUCCGCACACCAUGUCCUGGCUGAAUCGGACCAAGGACGUGAUAGAAAGGAUAGAAAGGCAAGGCAAGAUUUCGAUAUCUCGGCAUACUCAUAGCCAACCCCUGACUCUUUCGCUCCAUCAUCAGCCACAGACAAUGAAUGACACCUGGGCGCUGUAUGUGGUGGCAGGCGCAGAGUCCGUCUUCUGGCUUGCAGAUCCACUUGGUGUGCACGCGGCUAUGAAUAAGGGCACGCCGAUGCCCUGGGGCGGACGGAUCGCUGCUGCGACCAUCAACGGCGGCAGCCAUGCCCUCGUAGCGCACGCCCUGGUGAAGGCCAAGACGGGAAACACGGCUUGGGCCAACUUGGCCGCGGGUAUGGCACCCUUUCUGGCGGCAGUGAACUGGGGCCAGUGGGUGUUCUGGUGGUGGCCCUACUUCUUGGGCAAGGCUGCAGGCACCUGUGAGAUGGUUGAAGAGCACAUCGAGGAGUUGAAGGAGUUGCCGCGCAUCCUGCCGGGUGAUAAAACGAAGCACCUCGUGCCCGACAUCGAGCACAUGCUCCUGCAGCCUUUGACGCUCAUGGCGCUGUAUCAGGCGGUACAGCUGGCACCGCAUGUGCGGCCGACAAGCACUGGCAAGAUCGCCUUCUGUGGCGUCGGCGCGCUCUCGUUGCUUCUGCCGGUGACGAUGCUGGCAAAGAGCAAGACCCCUUGGGAGGAGCGCAGCUCGCAGCUCGUGCUGCUGCAAAUCUUGGGCACCCUGGCAUACUUCUUCAAGUCCUUCGACAAAGCUUGA
Symbiodinium sp. CCMP2592 is the source of this 1008-nucleotide messenger RNA. The record is from the annotation of a GenBank genome assembly. Lineage: Eukaryota; Dinophyceae; Suessiales; Symbiodiniaceae.